CUGCAUUUAAAAUCCAGGUUUGAAGUCCGAACUACAAAUUUCCAAAAUAACCCAAACAUCAGACACUCACAUUACAUAGUUACUGUCAGUGGAACGUGCAAUGUUUGAGUGAAGCUCUGUUGUGUUUUUUUUUUCGUCCAACCCCUGAAUCUGUAGGCUUCAGUUGUUCAUUUUAUCAGAGUGUAAAGCAGUUUGUGCUUAGGCAAUAAUAAUUUUGUAUAUUUAGUUAUUUACUGUAAAUAAGAUCGGUAUGGGUGACGGAGAACCAGUGAAUGAGGUUUCUAAGGCCGAUUCCAAUGGAAAGAGCUUGCAGGAAAAAACUUUGGAAGAAAUUACUGAGAAAAAGGACUUGGAAACUGAUGGAGGAAAAGGUUUGGAGAACAAUGGAAUCAAAGAGAAUAUUGUCAAAGAAAAUGAUGAUAAGAAAGCUGAUGGUGUAAAAAAGGUAGAAGAGGACACAAAAACAGUUGUUGUGGAAGAAGAAGCAAAAGAGGAUCAGAAAAAAGAUGGGGUGAAAGAAACAAAAGAGGAUCAGAAAGAAGAUGGGGUGAAAGAAACAAAAGAGGAUCAGAAAGAAGAUGGGGUGAAAGAAACAAAAGAGUAUCAGAAAGAAGAUGGGGUAAAAGAAGUAAAAGAGGAUCAGAAAGAAGAUGAGAUGGAAGAAGCAAAAGAGGAUCAGAAAGAUGGAGUUGAAGAUGUAAAAGAGGAUCGGAAAGAUGGAGUUGAAGAUGCAAAAGAGGAUCAGAAAGAAGAUGAGGUGGAAAAAGUAAAAGAGAAUAAGAAAGCUGAUGAAAAUGUGGAAGAAAUAAAAGAGGAUAAGGAAGUUGAUGGUGCAGAAGUAAAGGAGGGGAAGGAACAUGAUGUGAAAGAAGUCAAGGAGGAUAAGGAAGUUGAUGAUGUGAAAAAAGUAGUAGAAGAUAAAAAGGGUGAUGAUUUGAAAGAAAUAGAGGAGGAUACGAAAGCUGAUCGUAUUUCUGAGAAUGAUGACAUGGAUGAAGACACUGGUGCAACUGAAACAAUGGAAGGUAAACAAGAAAAUGAAAAAGUGAAAACUGAUGAAACAGAGGUGGAGGCUAUGGAAGUAGACGGUGGCAUUAAGGAGAAGGAGGAGAGUGAUGAAAAGGAGAAAAUUGGAGUGGCCCUGGAGGAGGAUGAAGAUGAGGAUAAGGAUAAUAUUGAUAAGUCAAAAGAAGACAAGGCAGAAGAUAGUAAGGCUGAGAAAGGACCAAAGAAACGUGGGAGAGGGAAGAACAAUGGGGAGAAAGUGAAAGAUAAAAGGAAGGAACUUAAGAAAAUUGAGCCAAGGACUCCUACUAUUGAUCGCCCUGUGCGGGAAAGGAAAUCAGUUGAGAGGUUGGUAGCAUCAAUUGAUAAAGAUGCAUCCAAAGAAUUUCACAUUGAAAAGGGUCGUGGUACACCCUUAAAAGAUAUACCAAAUGUGGCUUUUAAGCUAUCUAGAAGGAAGACUGAUGAUACCUUCAAAUUGCUCCACACAAUUCUCUUUGGAAGGAGAGGGAAGGCAAUUCAGAUCAAGAGUAAUAUAUCGAGGUUUUCUGGUUUUGUGUGGCGUGAUAAUGAGGAAAAGCAAAUGAUUAAAGUAAAAGAAAAACUUGACAAGUGUAAUAAAGAGAAGUUACUGGAAUUCUGUGAUUUGUUUGACUUAACAAUUGCAAGGGCAACAACGAGGAAGGAAGAUAUUAUUACUGCGCUGAUAGACUUUUUAGGUGCUCCUCAUGCAACCACUGCUGUGUUACUUGCAGAAAAAGAGAAGGGAAAAAAGCGGAAGCGUUCUGUAAAACGGGGUUCAUCAAGAUCUGGGACAACUUCGAGACGUUCUGCAAAGAGGCUGAAGAAAAAUGAAGAUUCUUCAGUAGUGCGGAGACAGAGUACAACUGACACAGAGGAUGAGUCAGAGGAAGACGAGAAAGAUGAUGAAAAUGAGGAGGAAGAUGAGAAAGAUAAUGAAAAUGGUGUUCCUGAAAAAUCUGAGGAUGAAACACCGGAGAAAUCUGAAAGUGAAGAGAAAAGUGAUUCUGGGAGUGAAUCUGAAGACAUGAAAGAAAAGAAAAAACCUUCUAAAACGUCAUCGACAAAAAAGGAACCUGCUAAGAAAAGUAAAAUCGAGAAAAUUACAGUUGCCAAUAAAUCUCAUUCACCACCGAAAAGAGCACCUAAGAAACCUUCAUCCAAUAUCUCAAAUUCUGAGGAUGAUAAUGACGGAAGUCCAAAUCCAAAGGUUUUUUCAAGGAAGAAGAAAAACGAGAAAGGAGAAAAGCAGAAGACUGAUGAUGAUAGCAAUGAAAGUCCAAAUCCAAAGGUUUUUUCAAGGAAGAAGACUAAUGAGAAAAAAGGAGUGCAGAAGAGGUCAACAACACCUACUAAGUCUGCCUCCAAAGAGAAAACUGCAGAAAAGGUUGCCAGAGGAAAGAGCAUGAAAAAGGAGAAGCUGAGCCCCAGUGAUACUCAAUUGCGUGAGGCAAUAUGUGAAAUUCUUAAAGAAGUGGAUUUCAAUACGGCCACGUUUACUGACAUUCUGAAGCAACUUGCCAAGCAAUAUGAUAUGGAUCUGGCUCCAAGAAAGGCAUCUAUAAAGCUCAUGAUUCAAGAAGAGCUGACAAAACUAGCUGAUGAAGCAGAUGAUGAAGAUGGAGAAGAGGAUACCGAAAAAGAUAAAACCCCAUCAUCAGGUAAGAAGGUUAAAGCCUGAUUGAUGUGUAGACUUGACUGCUUGGAGAUAGGCUUAGCAAUGUAUAAUACUAUAACCCUUGUUAUACAUGCUUCAUCUGUACACUUUGAUGGGUGGAAGUGGCUGUAACUUAUUCUUAGCAUCCAUCCAAUCUGAAGUAAACAAACUUGUACUUUGUCAAUUUAGGCUUUUGGUGGGCUGCCAAUGUGCAGCUUCUUGUUUACACCAACGGAAUUUGUAGGGUUUAUAUUGUUCAGGAAUACAUCUGACCAAACUACACAGCUCAAACAAUCUGUCUAGUUUAAUAAAUAUUUGACCUCUGAAGUUCUCAUCCA
Messenger RNA from Vigna umbellata (rice bean), 3021 nucleotides. RefSeq names its product DEK domain-containing chromatin-associated protein 4-like. The record is from RefSeq and is a predicted model, not a curated record. Gene Ontology annotation, cellular component: nucleus. NCBI's taxonomy places the organism in Eukaryota, Viridiplantae, Streptophyta, Magnoliopsida, Fabales, Fabaceae. Gene Ontology annotation, biological process: chromatin organization; regulation of double-strand break repair. Gene Ontology annotation, molecular function: DNA binding; histone binding.